Molecule: messenger RNA, 3439 nt
Organism: Lutzomyia longipalpis
Lineage: Eukaryota; Metazoa; Arthropoda; Insecta; Diptera; Psychodidae
Product: early growth response protein 1-A
Exons: 7
Coding region: 771-2153 (460 amino acids)
Biological process (GO): regulation of transcription by RNA polymerase II
Cellular component (GO): chromosome; nucleus
Molecular function (GO): chromatin insulator sequence binding; zinc ion binding
Source: RefSeq, a predicted model, not a curated record
CGAAGGAUGGACAAUCUGUCAUUUGUGCAGGAGUGAAAACUGUGGGAAAAUCCUGAGUAUAUGUGUAAUAGUGAAGAAAUUACAUUGAAUUACAUUAUAAGGUAGACGCAGUAAAAGGGACGUGAUUUGAUUAAGUGAUUAGCAUUGAAUUCAAAGUUGUACACCAAGAGUUUCUUGUGAAUUUACAGAGAAACUUUUACACGACUGCACAUAGAGCUGACUUUUUGCUUGAAAGGGUUUUUUUUCUUUUAAAUUUUCCAUUUUAUUUUUCAUCAAAUCCAUGUCAUUUAAUAUGAUAUCGAACAAUUAAAUGCAUUGCCUUGAAAGCAAAGACACGCAAAAUUCCUAUGGAUUGACAAAAUGGAAUUGAGAGUAGUUUUCUAUUGAAAAUUGUGUGUCGUUUUUCUCUCUUUAUUUGUUUGUUGGAUGCAGUAUCGAUUUUCCCGGCUACCUGCCCUCCGGGAGCAACAACACAAAGUGCACGUUUUAUCGGUGUAUUACUUGUGCGAAUAUACCUACACCACUGUAUCAAUGAGCGCAAAAACUAUUACUUUGCAAUUACUGCAAAAAUGGAAAAUAAUAAAACGUGAAAAAACUGAAAUAUGUUGAACAAAAUUUUAAUACAUACCUAUAUGUGAGUAAUGUUUCUAGAAGGGAUGCCAUAAAAAUCAUUAAAAACAAAGAGAUUAAAAAUUUUCAUGAAAAUUAAAGAUGUGAAAAUUCAAUAAUGUAAAACUAAUUCGAAAAAAGAGAUCCUGGAAUGAAGGAAAAUGUCUGAGGCAAUGUUGACGAAUCAGUCGGAGCAGCAGCAUCAAUCUGAAGAUUUGAAUUUUACCGCUUUCACUGAUUUGUGUCGUUUUUGUUCACUAAAGAAUGGUCCAAAGCUCCACCUGUUUGACAAAGAGGCAGAACAGAGGCAAAUUAUCUACAAAAUACGGUCUAUACUUCCAGUCGCGAUAACCAAGGAGGAUUACUUACCAAAGAAAAUCUGCGAAGUUUGCGUUAAUCGUCUUGAGGUACUCUUUGAUUGGCGCACCAAUUGCAUUCAAACUGAUGUAGUACUGAGAAACUAUGCUGAAUCCAUGAGAGCAGUAACUGCUUCAAUUAAUUUUCAGGAUGGGCAGGUGAAUAUUGACAAGAUGUCUUCGGCACAAAAAAAUGCCUAUUUGGAAGCUCAUAUGGCUGUGCAGCAGCACAUGGCUCAAGCUGCUGCUAUGCAACUAAAACAGCAAGUUUUAUCACGACCUGGGAGCCAUGCUAGUGAAAAUUCCAGUGGAAAUAAUCAACAAUCAUCCCAACAGUCUGGUCAAACGCAACACUCACCAUCAAAUGUGACAUCAUCCCAACACUAUGGUAGUACAAUUAAGGUUCCGCAAAUUAGUUCAUCGAGUUCCGGUGGUGCUGAUAGCACAUUUACAGUUCCGGAUGAUGUUGGUAUGGGAUAUGAAGGAGGAGUAAGGGUUCUGCAAAGUUUGGGAAAUUGGACACCCGACAUUCCUCCAAAUGUGCCACGUCCAAACCUAAUACCCUUCACAGAACCAUAUGUGGAGGGUGGUUCAAUGCAUCCUGCAAGUCGCCUAAAAGCACUACAGCAAGUGCAACAAGCAUCAAGUGGUAUUAGAAAAGCGAACACAUCAUCCAAAAGUACUAGCACUGGCGAAACGAGUCAUAAGGCAUUCGAGUGCUCCGUGUGCGGAAAGGGACUGGCCAGGAAAGAUAAAUUAACAAUUCACAUGCGUAUCCAUACAGGAGAAAAACCUUACAUUUGUGAAGUGUGCAAUAAAGCAUUCGCUAGGCGAGAUAAGCUUGUGAUCCACAUGAAUAAAUUUAAGCAUGUCACCCCGACCAACAUUGCACCACUGGGAAAGCGUCACAACAACUUGACGGUGAAAAAGAAGGAGGAGAACAACGAGAAUACCAAACAAUCAACUAUUGAUCAUCAGGGUUUGUCGCAGCAGACCACUCCAAGUGCAGUGUCGCACAGUAUGGUACCCCCGCAGCAGCCACAUCCACAGACGAGUACCCCUAUUCCGGGGGUGCCUCUGCCACACCAUCACCAACAACAACUGUCGUGGACCUGCGAGUUAUGUGGCAGGAUGUUUUCAACAAGAGAUGAGUGGUCUUUGCAUGCCAAGAGUCACUUGGAGUAUUGACAUCAGGGAAAGGCAAAUGGAGACGUGUUGCAUCAAAGCAGUAAUUCGGAUGUGGGCACAGGUAUGAUUCCAGUGAAGGACAAAAUGUUGUUACCUCAUCAAAACCAAGCUAUUCUGUCGCAGCAGCAUCAGGUACACCGUGCUCAUCAUCCAACAACCGGCGCCUUAAAUGGUUACCCGGCAAGUAGUAAAUCACCGGCCGUACAACAAUUUCUCCACUCGGCGUCCACAUCAGCCCAUGCAGUGGAUCUAGAUGAGCGUCACUGGCAUCUCGGUCAGUGCGCAAUGCUGGUCAAUUCUACACCCAACCACCAUCAAUAUACUGUCAACAAUGUGUUUUCCACACCAAAUGCCACAGCAUUCAGCUCCCCGUGAGACAGGAAUUAUUUGCCAUUCCGCAUAAUGUCUUUGGAGAAAAUACGAUUUCCACACAAUAUUCUUCGUGAAUUUGACUCAUUUUUGUACAUAUAGGUAUAUAGAAUAAAAUCCUUCUUUAGUGGCAGAAAAAAUCAUACAAUUCUAAAAAAAACAAGCAAAAGAAUCAACUAUAAAAAAAGAAUAAAUUCAAAAUCAGUCUCUAUAGAAAUUUUUACAUACACAAUGUAACUUUAUAUAGAACAUUUUUUAUAUCAUAAAAAAAGGUUUGAAAAAACAAUUGAGAAACUAUACCCGUACAUAGAGUCCUUCAGCUUUCAAACAACCAGUAAUAUUUAAAAUUGGAAUUAUUUUAUAUGAGAAAGAGAUUGUAGGAAAUUUUUCAACUAAAACUUUAGUACAUAACACAUAAUACUAAAAAAAGAUGUAGAUAUCAAUUUGUUAUUUUUUUUUCCAAUGAAGGAUUUAAGAAAAUAUGAUCUAAUGAUUAUAUUUACAAAAGAAAAUAUGAACGUGUAUAAAAAUAAUAAUAUAUAGAGGAAAAAAAUAAAAUCAAAUUAACUUCAAUUCAACUGAAAUGAGGUGAAUAAAAAUUCUGCAAAUUGUAAAAGAAGUGGAAUUAUUUGGCGUAUGUAUUUGGAGGGAAUUUGCAUUAUUUAUAUAUGAAAAAAAAAAAUCUAAAAUAUAAAGGAAAAUAGAAAACCUAUCUAACUGAAUAUAUAAUGACAUAUCUGAAUUAGGAAAUUUGCGUUUAUUCAUUGUGAAGAAAAGGAAAUAAAAAAAGAUAUGUACGGUUCUGAAUUAAAAAUGAGGAUGCAUGAGGGAGAUUAAUUCGGAACGAUAAGAGAGAAAAGUCAAAGAUGUAAAGCAUUAUAUAUACAACAAUAAAAAAAUUAAUAAUUUAAUCAUAA